Durusdinium trenchii is the source of this 365-nucleotide messenger RNA. Lineage: Eukaryota; Dinophyceae; Suessiales; Symbiodiniaceae. The record is from the annotation of a GenBank genome assembly.
GCCAAGUCUUUCCGGCGGCACCUCGCCCCACAGACUCCGAGCCUUGCGGUUGCCCGGAUCCCAUCUAUGGUGAGGACAUUUGCUACGAGCCAGUAUGCCCUCCUGGCUAUUUCAGGUGUUGUGCGACUUGCUAUGAAGCACCCUGCUAUGGACUAAAGAAAGACCUUGAGUUGUCCUGGCGUGGCAUCUACGAAUGCAUCCUGUGUGAGCCGGGAGACUUUUGUGACGGAUGCGACACCUUCAAAAAGUGUCCCGACAACACACAGGCCUCUCGGGAAGGACCGCGAGUCCAACGCCUAAACCAUGUCCGAGUUUGUCGAGCGAGGCUGUGCGUUUUUGAUCCUUUCAAUGAACACUUUGUUUGA